CAAACGUGGCCGGCCACCUGGAGGGGUGGGUCCACGGAAAUUACGCCUCACCCAGGCUUGGUUGGUCCCUGAACCGGAAGAAGGUGAUGGUGGCUGACGAGGUCCAAACCUCCUUCGUUCUCUCUGUUUAUCAUUUCCCUCCUCCUCCGCGGGAGCUGAGCGCCAAACUCAAACUCUUCUGGACCCGCACUUCUUUAAGCUGGUACCGAGGGCCAGGCCUGCUGGGCUUUUUCACCCUCCCGUCGGGGCAGCGGUCCGACAUGAGUCAAGUUCUGUUCCAGCAACUUGUUCCCUUGCUAGUGAAAUGCAAAGACUGCGAGGAGAGGAGGGGGAGCGUUAGAGUGAGCAUUGAACUGCAGUCACUUUCUAACCCAGUCCACAGGAAGGAUUUAGUCAUCCGUCUGACAGAUGACACAGACCCAUUUUUUCUGUAUAACCUUGUUAUAUCUGAGGAAGAUUUUCAAAGUUUAAAGUUGCAGCAAGGUCUCCUGGUGGACUUCUUAGCUUUUCCACAGAAGUUUAUAGACCUCCUUCAGCAGUGUAUGCAGGAGCAUGUGAAAGAGACCCCAAGGUUUCUGCUGCAGCUCAUUUCUUCAGCUGCCCUUUUGGAUAACUCACCGGUGCUUUUAAAUGUAGUAGAGACAAACCCUUUUAAGCAUCUUAUUCACCUGUCACUCAAGCUUUUACCUGGAAAUGAUGUAGAGAUAAAGAAAUUUCUAGCAGGAUGUUUGAAAUGUAGCAAGGAAGAAAAAUUAUCACUGACUAAAUCACUAGAUGAUGUUACCAGGCAACUGCACAUUACACAAGAGACGUUAUCGGAAAAAAUGCAAGAAUUAGAGAAGCUGCGGAGUGAGUGGGCCUCGCACACGGCGUCGUUGACGAAUAAGCAUUCUCAGGAGUUAACAACCGAGAAGGAAAAGGCCUUGCAGACACAAGUUCAGUACCAACAGCAGCAUGAACAACAGAAAAAGGAUCUGGAAGCCCUUCAUCAACGAAAUAUCCACCAGCUACAAAACAGAUUGUCCGAGGUAGAGGCAGCUAAUAAAGAGCUCACCGAGAGGAAGUACAAAGGAGACUCCGCCGUCAGAGAACUAAAAGCGAAGCUUGCUGGUGUGGAAGAGGAGCUGCAGCGGGCCAAGCAGGAGGUGCUUUCUCUGCGCAGAGAGAACUGUGCUCUGGACACUGAAUGCCACGAGAAAGAAAAGCAAAUUAACCAGCUACAAACGAAAGUGGCCGUUCUCGAGCAGGAGAUCAAAGAUAAAGACCAGCUUGUUCUGAGAACAAAAGAAGCAUUCGAUACCAUCCAAGAGCAAAAGCAGGUGGCCUUAGAAGAAAAUGGUGAGAAAAAUCAGAUACAACUGGGAAAACUUGAAGCUACAAUAAAAUCAUUAUCAGCCGAACUUCUAAAGGCAAAUGAGAUUAUCAAGAAGUUACAAGGAGAUCUUAAAACUCUGAUGGGUAAAUUGAAACUGAAGAAUACCGUUACUAUUCAGCAAGAAAAACUAUUGGCUGAGAAAGAAGAAAUGCUACAAAAGGAGCGAAAGGAAGCGCAGGAUGCUGGGCAGUCUCUUCGAGCCAAAGAGCAAGAGGUAUGCAGAUUACAAGAACAAUUAGAAACUACAGUUCAGAAACUCGAAGAAAGUAAACAACUUUUGAAAAAUAAUGAAAAAUUAAUCACCUGGCUAAACAAAGAGCUGAAUGAAAAUCAGCUGGGCAGAAAGCAGGACGCACUGGGGGCUUCUGCCACACCGCCCACACAUUCCAGCAGCAACACCAUCAGGGGCGGGCUUUCUCCCAACCUGAAUGUGGUUGAAAGACUAAAUUAUCCAAGCUGUGGAAUUGGCUAUCCUGUCUCCUCUGCGUUCACAUUCCAGAAUGCUUUUCCUCAUGCACUAGCUGCCAAAAACACCAGCCAUCCAAUCUCUGGACCAAAGGUUCAGUUUAACUUACAGUUUACAAAACCAAGCACAUCGACGGACGGGCAGCCAGGAGCAGCCAGCAGGCCUUGUCCAAAUGACAAGGAGAAUGGCGAAAAUUUAGGAUUGGAAUCCAAAUACCUGAAGAAAAGAGAAGAUAGCAUUCCUUUACGUGGACUCAGCCAGAAUCUGUUUAGUAAUUCAGACCAUCAGAAGGAUGGCACGCUGGGAGCGCUACAGACAUCUUCCAAACCCACAGUUCUCUCGGCCUCUUCUUCAUCCUAUUUCCCUGGGCAGUUAGCAAGUAGUUAGUCCAACACCUUUUAUGGCUUACUGACAGUUUAGGAAUUCAAGUGAUUUAACAGACCAUUAAUAACAAAACCAAUUUUUUUCUUGUUCCUGUUGGGUCAUUUGGAUACUUUAUAAUACUGCUGCCAUUUACAAACUUAGGAAAUUGAUAAGGAUUCUGAGUAAAUGGAAUGUUUUUUUUUCUGUGAAUGGAAGAAUGUUUCAAAAAAAAAAAAAGUCACUGAAUUGUAUCAAAUUCUUUAUUAGUUGGUCUGAAUAGGGACACUUAAAGAUAUUCCUGCAGAGAAUAAGCUGAAGACUUGUAAUUCAUACUAAUUUUAUUAGUAAAAAAAUUAUUAAUUUGCCACCUGAGAGUUGGGAGAGCUUCCACCUGUGAUCAUCCUUUGAGUUCUUAUACUACUUUCAAAGUUUCUUUCCAUUUUUUUUUUUUUUGUUUUUGGAGACAGGGUCUCUCUAUUAAGUGUCCAGGCUGUCCUGGAACUUUCUAUGUAUGUAGACCAGGCUGGUCUCAAACCCAGAUCCACCUCCCAAGACCUGGGACUAAAGCUGUGAACACGGAGCCUGAUUUAUACAAUAGAUUUGGUUUCUCCCAGAUGGUCUCCAGUUUCUUACCUACCCAAUUUCAUGCUCUUUCUCCCUUAAAAAGAAAAUUAAAAUAACCAACCAGUAAGAUAAAAAUAUCAAACCAAAAACAAUGGAUUCGACCUUGUGCUAGUCAACAACUCCUGGGUAUGGGCAUUUGGAGUUUGGUUGAUAUACCUACUGACAAGUCUUAAGCACUUUGAGUGAAAGUAAGUAUUCAUAGCGAGUAAAUUAUUUUCUGAUGCAUUUGAUCUCUGAAAUAAUUUUUAUAUAAAAGUAAUUUCAGUAUAUUUACUGGGACAGUGUAUUUACAUGACUGAAGUGGUUUAGACAUCUGGGCAUAGUUGAUUUUGACACUUCCAUACAAGAUCAUCAGUGUAAUACCACCAUAAAAAAAUCAUGGUGCUUUCUAUAAUAUUGAAAUUUGUGCUCAGUGUUAAUAAAGUGGGAAAGUUAACUACUGGAAGUUACACCUUUCUCAUUAUUAAAAACUUCAAGAAUUAUUUCUUGGAAAUUAGUUUCAAAAAGCCAAAAAACAACACUGUAUAAUCUUAGAGGUCUAAUUUUGUUUUCUUGUUGAUAACCACCAAGGAAAUUAAAAUCCUAAGACCCCCAAAUCUUAUCUGUAAAAUGUAACAAUCAUGUGAUUUUAAAAGUUUCAAGGGGCUGAAGAGAUGGCUUAGUGGUUGAUUAGCACUAAAUACUCUUUCAGAGGACAUGAGUUCUAAUCUCAGCACCCACAGGACAGCUCACAACUGUAUGUCACCCAGACAGCAUCGGGCAUGCAUUUGGUUUCUAGAUAUACAUGCAGGCAAAACAUUUAUACACAUUAAUUUUUUUCCAAGUACUUUGCAUCGUUGAGAACAUUUUGAGACCGUGACAUAUUAACUACAAGGGCCACAGAAGUCUCCCUUUCAGGAUGAUGGUAACUGCAGCUGUCUUCAACAGGUGCUGUAAUAGAAGUUCACAGGAGACUUUCAGGAUGAUGGUAACUGCACCUGUCUUCAACAGGGGCCGUAACAGAGGUUCAGUGAUAGGAAGCGUAUUACUACAACCACCUGAAAGCACUUAUUCGGGAAAGACGUCUCAGCAGCACAGGACUGUUGUAAAUACUAUAAAAUAAACAUAAGAGCUUGUGGCAGGCUUUGGAAAAGGAUAUAAGACGUAUAUAGCUUUUUAAAAGAGAUGCCCUCCCCUUACUAUUUAUAACCAUGUUUCCAAGACAGGACAGCUCUUUUCCACAGCAGGCUGUUGGGGAGCUGUCCAUGCUCCAUGCCCACGCACAAACAGCCCUAACUCUCUGCUCUACCUCGUCAGCUUUUGUUUGAAAUUGUGUUGUAUAACUGUAUAUGUGUUAAUAAUCAAAAUGUUCCUUUUUGCUAUUUCUGAAAACUGUGACCUUUGUUAAUAAAGUACUGAAAAUCUCA
This is a messenger RNA of Apodemus sylvaticus (European woodmouse), 4234 nucleotides long. It is a transcript of the gene Sass6, whose product is annotated as SAS-6 centriolar assembly protein. The record is from RefSeq and is a predicted model, not a curated record. Gene Ontology annotation, cellular component: centriole; centrosome. Gene Ontology annotation, biological process: centriole replication. Bases 87 to 2228 code for a protein of 713 amino acids. NCBI's taxonomy places the organism in Eukaryota, Metazoa, Chordata, Mammalia, Rodentia, Muridae. The transcript is spliced from 17 exons.